Falco peregrinus (peregrine falcon) is the source of this 1579-nucleotide messenger RNA. RefSeq names its product penta-EF-hand domain containing 1 (gene PEF1). The transcript has 5 exons. Bases 124 to 822 code for a protein of 232 amino acids. Gene Ontology annotation, biological process: COPII vesicle coat assembly. The record is from RefSeq and is a predicted model, not a curated record. Lineage: Eukaryota; Metazoa; Chordata; Aves; Falconiformes; Falconidae. Gene Ontology annotation, molecular function: calcium ion binding.
CCGGACACGCCCUUCCGGCGCGACACUGCGCCCUUCCUGCCGCCCCGCCCCCCCGCGCUCCGCAGCCAAUGAGCGCGCGAGGCGACAGUGACGGGGGCGGGGCCGGCGGGCGGUAGCUGUGCGAUGGCGGCGUACCCGGGGCAGGGCUUCCCCGGCGCAGGACAGGCCCCCGGCGCGCCCCCGGCCGGCCCCUACCCCGGGGGUCCCUACGGACAGCCCCCCCCCGGGGGUCCCUACGGACAGCCCUACGGCGGCCCCCAACCCGGGCCCUACGGAGGGGCGGCUCCCGCAGGUAAUGCCCCCCCGGGUGUGGACCCGGAGGCCUUCACCUGGUUCCAGGCGGUCGAUGCCGAUCACAGCGGGUACAUCUCCGUGAAGGAGCUGAAGCAGGCACUGCUCAACUCCAACUGGUCGACAUUCAACGAUGAGACCUGCCUGCUGAUGAUAAACAUGUUUGAUAAGACCAGGUCGGGACGCAUAGACGUGUAUGGCUUCUCAGCUUUGCUGCGCUUCAUCCAGCAGUGGAAGAACCUCUUCCAGCAGUACGACAGGGACCAGUCAGGCUCCAUCAGCUUCAACGAGCUCCAGCAAGCUUUCUCCCAGAUGGGCUAUAACCUGAGCCCCCAGUUUAGCCAGCUGCUGAUGGCCCGCUACGCCCAGCGAUCCUCCAACCCCAGCAUCCAGCUCGACCGCUUCAUUCAGGUCUGCAUGCAGCUCCAGAGCAUGACCGAUGCUUUCCGCGAGAAGGACACGGGGCUGGUGGGCAACGUGCGGCUGAGCUAUGAGGACUUCCUCACAAUGGUUGUGACUCGCAUGAUGUGAUGCUCUCGGCGGAGGGCUGGGAGCUGGCUGGGAGCUCUGCGGGGCUCUCUGGAAGCAGCAGCCAUCCUCAGCCUCAUGCUGGGAUGUGGCUGAGCCUCCCAAAGAGUGAGCUGUUUGCCCGGCCAGCUUUCCAGCCUGCUGCUGAGUAGCCCACAGUGCUGCUGGGGCCCUCCCAGCUUCAAUUCCCUGUCCCCACUCAACGGCAGUGGGUGUCUCCACGCCAAACUGGAACCCGGUUCUGGGGCCAUGCCACAGGGUGGGACAGCCAAACCAGUUGCCUGUGCCAUGCCUCCCAGGGAGUGCUUCGAUCCCUUGCCAGACACAAAAUGAUAUUUCAGUCCCACCUGGCCUGUCCCUCUGCUUGGCGGGAUGUCUGCAGUGGAACAGCCCUGUCUCAGCACACUUCUGGAGGUUCUCUGGUGACCAAGAGCUGAGCCUUCAUUAGAAAAGCAGAAGGAAGGGCACAAGUGAUGGCAGAGCUCAUCCUUCCUUGCCUCGCAGACUGCCCCUCCUCGCUGGGAGCACAUCCAGUCCCUCGGCCGUGCUGGAAAUGCUCCGGCUUUCCCGGGGUCUGAGCCCUGUUUCUCUCCGGGCUGCUGGAAUGGGCCACAUUGCUGCUGCAGUCCCACACAGAUCGUCAACCUCCCUCUUGUUGCCAAUCUCUGUUUUGAUUCACAUCUUGCCUGCUGGAGCCAAACUCAGAAACAGUUUAGAGCUUAUUUAUACAGCGUUUGAAUUAAAGGCAAUGUGCACUGGC